AUGCGCACAGUAGACCCGGCCGUCUGGUCCAAGUACAAGGCCAAGAGCGGCGUGAAGCUGAGCUGGCAACAGGCCGAGAGUCUGGAGGAGAGGCUGCGCAGGAGUCUGGUGGACGCUUUCAAGGAGUACGUCACGCACUGCACGAUCAAGGGCGUCAGAUUCGCGACGGAUAAGGACUCUCCGACGGCUAUGAGGUGGUGCUACAGGAUCAUCAUGCUCCUCCUCAUGAUCUGGGGCUCGUCGUGGGUGGCGUUCAACUGCUACAGGGCGCGCGUACGUCCUCCGCUGCAGAUCAACCUGCAGGACAGCGAGGGCGCGCCCUCCGUGCCCUUCCCGGCUGUCGGCAUUUGCAGCAACUGCCUCGUCAGCGAGAAGGCGCUCCAGCUCUAUGCUGAUGAACUGGUUGCAAAAGAUAAUAACAGAUCACUCUCGAGAGAGGACAUAAAGACCUAUCUAAAGAACUUCGGAGCGAUGAUCACUAGCUCCCGACCGAAGAAUGAGGACCUGCAGUUUCUACGCUUCCUUUACAAGAUAGAUAACAACUUUAACAUAACCGAUCUUAUGUAUAAGCUGGCACCUAAGUGUUCUUCCAUCCUUAAGAAGUGUUCCUGGCGCGGCCGCCUGAUUGACUGCCAGAUCAUGUUUGCAGAGAGGGCCACUCCCCUCGGCUUCUGCUGUGUCUUCAACUCUAGAUACUACCCAGUGGAUAUGAAUAACGGAGCAAAGACACUCGACAGGACCGGCGUGAACCAUGGACUGCUGGUGGUUGUGAAGGAGAACCCUGAUGACUUUGCGGUCAUCCGACGCCCCACUCUAAUCGGUUUGGAUGUGAUGGUGUUCGACGGCGAUGAAUACCCGCUACUGGAAAGCGGCGCGGUGCGCACGUACUGCGCAGGAAUCAACGACUCGGUCUACUUCAAGCUGGAGGCGCACGCGCAGUACGUAGCUGACUCCGUGGAGUACUUCGACGAGGAGAGGCGAGGAUGUCGAAUCAGCCAGUCCCCUCGCAGUAGUUUCGCCUGGUGCCUGACAGAAUGCCGCCGCGCGGUCACCAUGGCGAUAUGCAAUUGCGUGCCUUUCUACCUGCCGCGCAACGCCACCGAUAUCGUCUGCACCACGGAGCAUCUUCAGUGCUUGUACAAACAUAGGGAGAAGAUGAGGUACUACUACCCGGGAGACAUGCAGGACGCCAGCCUGGGCGAGGAGCUGCAGGACUCGCAGUCGUGUCCCGCCUGCGAGCCUGACUGCGCGCGCAUCUACCACUCCGCCAACGCUUUCCACACGCUCUACUAUCGCUCCGAGAAGCUGUUCAGCAAUCAGUUCAGAUUAGCUGUAUCGCUCGCCAACACAACAGUGCUGCGGUUCUACUACACGACGCUCAAACACCAGGUGUACAACGUGGAAAUCAACAUGAGCUGGUACGAGGCCUUUGCCACAAUCAGCUGUCACAUCUGUUUCAUGCUGGGAGUUUCCCUGAUAUCCGUGGCCGAGCUGGUGUUCCACCUGACCUUCCGAUGGGUCUAUCACUUCAUACGGAGGUCACGACGGAUCAAACGAAGAGAUACGUAAACUUAUGUUAUGUAGAGUAACAUAUUUUAAUAAUAUGUGUACACAGCUAAGUUGUUUGUUUUUUAACAAUAAAUGGUUGUUUGCCAAUCGUAUAAAAAUUAUGUUUGCAUGUAUAAACAAUUAGUAAAAUGUCAUUCGACCUACGCCACGCUUAAAGUGUAAUGUAAUGAUGUAUUUUAUUGUGUAAUCACAUAGUAUACCAUACGUUACUAGUAACAUAUUACUAUAAAAUUAUAAUCAAAAUAAUGUGGAAAAAAUGUGAUAUGAAGGAUAGGUAACAGAUAUUAUAACGGAAGUAAACAAAAACAAAAAUAUAAUUUGCAUUGAUUAAUUUAUUUAAGCUUACUUAUAUUUCUAAAGAUAACAGUCGCUAAUAAAACAUUUUUGUAUUAUUAAAUAUAAAUAAUAGCUUGGCACAAACAAUAACUAGUUAAAUAGCAAAAUAAAGUUAAUUUAAGAUAACUUCUGAAAUCCAGUUUACAAUAUUUUUGUUAAAAAUGCUUG
This is a messenger RNA of Ostrinia furnacalis (Asian corn borer), 2073 nucleotides long. Its product is annotated as sodium channel protein Nach-like. The transcript has 10 exons. Gene Ontology annotation, cellular component: plasma membrane. Gene Ontology annotation, biological process: sodium ion transmembrane transport. NCBI's taxonomy places the organism in Eukaryota, Metazoa, Arthropoda, Insecta, Lepidoptera, Crambidae. Gene Ontology annotation, molecular function: ligand-gated sodium channel activity. The record is from RefSeq and is a predicted model, not a curated record. The coding region runs from base 1 to 1569 and encodes 522 amino acids.